Molecule: messenger RNA, 1002 nt
Organism: Elephantulus edwardii (Cape elephant shrew)
Lineage: Eukaryota; Metazoa; Chordata; Mammalia; Macroscelidea; Macroscelididae
Product: UPF0764 protein C16orf89 homolog
Exons: 7
Coding region: 1-1002 (333 amino acids)
Cellular component (GO): membrane; cytosol
Source: RefSeq, a predicted model, not a curated record
AUGUCGUUCUUGGGGCCCCUGCUCCUGCUUCUGCUGCUGCCCUCAUCACCACUGACCGCCUCGUCACCUCAACCCAGUAUCCUUGAGUACAAGGACACCAUCGCGAAAACGAUCCUGUCCUCACUGGAGCGAGGCACCCUCUUCCUGGAGAGGACGAAAGGUCAUUUAAAAAUGAGUACCAUGAUAUACCUACAGAUCCUGCAAGUGGAGCUCCAAGGUGUUCAGGAAGCAUGGGCUGUGGAACCCGUCCCGGAGCCCCUGUUCGAGAAAGUGAGAAUACUGUCUGAGAGGUUGAUGAACCUUCGCAGCAGCUCUUUCGACCACCUGAAUCAGAGCGAACCUGUCCAUGUACAAGAGUUCCUGCCAAUCAUCCAGUUGGGGUUCUGGAAGCUUCCUCACAUCUGGACUGACACCAAUGCCUCCAAGGUCUUCCCCACCACCCAAUUCUCAGGCUUCCUAAUGCAGGACUCCAGCAGCCAGUGUGUAGUGGAGCUCCUGGGCACUCGGGUGAAAGACAGCCAGCCCUGCAGCUACUCACCUUUGUGCGAGGCCCUCCUGACCACAUACGAUGGCUCAGAUCACUAUUUGUCCCACCAAGUGUUCUACUUCCUCCUCUCCAGAAUGAUUGGAUGCACAGAGGGGCUGUUCAAAGAAACCCAGCACUUCCUGGACCACUUCUGUGCCAAAAUGAUGAACUUGAACCAGAAGGCUGAUGCUGAAAGACAUCCCGACAGCCACCAGGAACUCUUCAUGCAAAACAUCUUGUUCUGUGGACUUGGUGGAUUUGUCGACUUCUACAAGUUCCAGUGGCUCAAAACCAUUCUUAACUGGCAGAACCCUCAGAAAGGAUGCUUCAUGAAAACUGAUGCCUGCACGACCCACAGAACUGCUGUAGCAGUCGGAGCCCUGGGUGGCUUCCUCUACGUCCUGGCAAAGCACCCUGAAGCAUAUGAAAGAUCAUUCCAGCCCACUUCAUCGCCAAACACAAUUGCUCCUAGAUAA